Messenger RNA from Mesorhabditis spiculigera, 2766 nucleotides. Lineage: Eukaryota; Metazoa; Nematoda; Chromadorea; Rhabditida; Rhabditidae. The record is from the annotation of a GenBank genome assembly.
AUGCCGAUUGAACCGGAAAAGCCGGAAAUUCAAAAAAAUACGGCCUACAAGGUUCCGGUCGAAACCGACAUCCCUGACCCUCUUGAUGAACUUCGUGACGCUGACGAGGAACCGGGAAUUCCGGAAAAAGAAGCUGGCAUUCCGGCAGAGCCCAAAAGCCCCGAGGCUCUAGUUGCUGUAAUUGAGGAGCAGCCCCCGAUUAAGGUACAGAUUUCGCAUACAGAAAACCGGUCCGAACAGCCGGAAAUUGAACCGGCGCAAUCCGGAAAGCAGGCUGAUAUGACGCCUGAGAAGCCGAGCUCCAUUCCGAAAGUUGAUGACCAAAAACUGGGAACGAAAGACGAAAAAGAAGAAGCUGUACUCUCCCCAGACCAUCCGCUUUCCUCUUCUCCGCUUAUUGCUGAUCCGGAACCGACGGAAAUUGUCCCAACCACAAUUCCAGUCGCUAUAAUAGAGCGCCUGACUGAAACCCCAACCCCAACGUCUCAAUCGGCCAACCAAGCUCUUGCUGCCCUUGACGAGCUUCUUCGGCUACAAGGAGAAGCUCGGGCCUCGUUGCAGAAUGCUUCGACUUUAGGCUAUUUAACGUCCCCGUUGGCUGCUCGUUCUCAUCUCUCCACGAUAUUCUCAGAAUCGGAGGCUGAUCCCGAAUUGGAGGAAGAGGGGGAUGAUGUCGCAGAGUUGAGCGAACUCAAGAGCAUAGCGGAACCGCUCGACUUCAAGAAGGCGUCGUUCUCAUCGAUUGCAAGUACCCAGGGUAGACAGGACUUUGUCGACGCCCUUCAUAACAUUCAUCAGGCACUCGCACAGCCUUCGCCCGAACGCCAGAAGACCCCUCUGGCCGACGAGCAACCACUCCAGGUCAACAGCACCCACAUUCGGCUCACCGAUCGCCCCGUCCAAAGGAAGAUGGACUCUCCACAAGACUACUCGCCGAACGGGUCGCCCCGCCAUGUGCCAAUUCCCCCUCAACACGAGCACUCGAAUCCCGAAUCUGUCGACAGCACCGGGUUCGAGAAGCUGGAGCGUCCAUCCGACGACGUGCUCGAGCAGUACAGCCAGAACUUUGCCCAGCAGAUGCAGCAAAGCCUCUUCGGGCAGCUGCCCGACGAUCCGGAUUUUGCACGCGACGCCGGCUUCGAACUCGUAGAAGCGGAAGACACGGAAGGCACGAUGAGGCUCGGAGCUGGAAGCAGUCGAGGAGGAGGAGGAGGACAAGCUGAACCUCCGUUCCACAACGACGACAGUGAUCAAGUGCACAUCCUUCAUCGAAUCCCUGGUGAUAUCGACGGACCGGGUUCGUCGCCAAUGGAACGAACACCCCGUGACGAUAUUCUGGAGAAGAGCUACGGUGGACACGACGAUGAUCUCGUCGACAUUCCGCACAACAACGUCCCACACCACGACCUUUUGGGCGACGUUCACGAGGCGGAACCACGACACCCGUCACCACCACGCGAUGAUCUCGACGACUUGCUGGCCCCGGUGCACGACAUCGCCCAUCACGAUCAACCCCAUCGGCAGCAGCCAGCUCCUCCAUCGCCACCAGCUAUCCACCAUCAAGAAGAUCCCAUCCACCAUGACGAUCUCUAUCGCGAUAGGCCGAUCCAUGAUGAGCCGAUCCGGGAGCACGUCGAGGAUCUUCACGAUGAUGUCGACGCGUUGAUGGCCGGAUUGAAGGGAAAUGAAGAGACGUGGGCCCCUGCCGCCCCACAACAAGAUGAACAUCCCGCAUCUCCCAGCGGUGAUUCUGGCCGCGACACUGUGGGCAAACUGCUCGGCGAGACGGAUGGGCCCCACUUUGGCCGUCAGACCCCAGAAGAGCAGAUGAUGGAACGUUCGGGCCCGCUCACCAUUCCCGAACUGCCCGAGGCCGUCCCGCAACUCAACGACGAUGAACUGGACGCAUUUGUUCGACCCGCCUCUGGACAUGGAUUCGAGACGGAGCCUCGUCCACCAACCCCACCAAAGGACCUCUCGGAUGAGGACGUCAAGCCGUCCGUCGUCAACCUCGGCCCAGCCCCACCACAUCAUCAUCACGGCCACAAGCACUCGAUCCUGAAGCACGGCUCCUCAUCGCCAUGGUUCGACUUCAAAUCGGUCGACCCGAGAGUUGUCUCGGUUGCAAUGACCGUCUAUACCGUCGCCCAUUUCUCAAAGCAAGCACUUGAGAAGCGGAAAGAAGUGCUCGAUCUGAUCUACUGGCGCGAUCCGAAGAAGUCAGGAGUGGCCCUGUCGUUGACGCUGAUCGCCCUCUUCGUCUUCGCCAAAUAUCCGAUCCUAUCUGUGGUUGUCUACACAUCAUUGGCUGUCCUUGCCGGUACCGUUGGCUUCCGAUUGUUCAAGGCCGUCGAGGCGCAGAUCAAGAAGACUGAACAACAGAAUCCAUUCCAACCUCUUCUGGACCAUGAAUUGACGGUUCCCCAAGAGAAGGUACAUGAACAGGUUGAUGUUCUCGUGGAGCAUGGACAAGUACUGGCCAAUCAGACCCGUCGUCUAUUCCUCGUUGAAUCGAUUGUCGAUUCUGUCAAGUUCGGACUUCUUCUGUGGGCAUUGACCUAUGUGACGUCGUGGUUCUCUGGAUUCGGCCUGUUGAUUCUCUUUGUGCUCGGCAUCUUCUCCAUCCCCAAAUUCUACGAGGUUUACCAAGAGCCGAUCGAUCAGAAUCUCGGACUUAUCAAGGGACAUAUUGACAACAUUACCAAUACCCUCGAAGAGAAGCUGCCAUUCCUGAAGAAGAAGGUGGAGACGGAGAAGAAAGAGCAG